Messenger RNA from Arabidopsis arenosa, 1510 nucleotides. Lineage: Eukaryota; Viridiplantae; Streptophyta; Magnoliopsida; Brassicales; Brassicaceae. The record is from the annotation of a GenBank genome assembly.
CUUUUCUUUUUGCUCUCUGUUCUCAAAAAUCAUUUCUUUGGUUUCCAAAAAUCACUUCUUUGGUCUCUGAUUUUGAUUUUGAUUUUCUUCUCUGGCGAGUAAAUUGUACGAAAGGAAGAAGCUUUCUUUAAUGGAGUCGCUGCUCUCUAGUUCUUCUCUUGUUUCCGCUGCUGGUGGGUUUUGUUGGAGGAAGCAGAAUCUAAAGCUCCAAUCUUUAUCAGAAAUUCGAGUUCUGCGUUGUGAUUCGAGUAAAGUUGUCGCUAAACCGAAGUUUAGGAACAAUCUUGUUAGGCUUGAUGGUCAAGAAUCUUCAUUGUUGUUGUAUUCGAAAGAUAAGUCGAGAUUUCGGGUUAAUGCCACUGCGGGUCAGCCCGAGGCUUUCGAUCCGAAUAGCAAACAGAAGUCUUUUAGAGACUCGUUAGAUGCGUUUUACAGGUUUUCUAGGCCUCAUACAGUUAUCGGCACAGUGCUUAGCAUUUUAUCUGUAUCUUUCUUAGCAGUAGAGAAGGUUUCUGAUAUAUCUCCAUUACUUUUCACUGGAAUCUUGGAGGCUGUUGUUGCAGCUCUCAUGAUGAACAUUUACAUAGUUGGGCUAAAUCAGUUGUCUGAUGUUGAAAUAGAUAAGGUUAACAAGCCAUAUCUUCCAUUGGCAUCAGGGGAAUAUUCUGUUAACACCGGCAUUGCAAUAGUAGCUUCCUUCUCCAUCAUGAGUUUCUGGCUUGGGUGGAUUGUUGGUUCAUGGCCAUUGUUCUGGGCUCUCUUCGUGAGUUUCAUGCUCGGUACUGCAUACUCUAUCAAUUUGCCACUUUUACGGUGGAAAAGAUUUGCAUUGGUUGCAGCAAUGUGUAUCCUCGCUGUUCGAGCUAUUAUUGUUCAAAUCGCCUUUUAUCUACAUAUUCAGACCCAUGUGUUUGGAAGACCAAUCUUGUUCACGAGGCCUCUUAUUUUCGCUACUGCGUUUAUGAGCUUUUUCUCUGUCGUUAUCGCAUUGUUUAAGGAUAUACCUGACAUUGAAGGGGAUAAGAUCUUCGGAAUCCGAUCAUUCUCUGUUACUCUGGGUCAGAAAAAGGUGUUUUGGACAUGUGUUUCACUACUUCAAAUGGCUUACGCUGUUGCGAUUCUAGUUGGAGCCACGUCUCCUUUCAUAUGGAGCAAAGUCGUCUCGGUCGUGGGUCAUGUUAUACUCGCAACAACUUUGUGGACUCGAGCUAAGUCUGUUGAUCUGAGUAGCAAAACCGAAAUAACUUCAUGUUAUAUGUUCAUUUGGAAGCUCUUUUAUGCAGAGUACUUGCUGUUACCUUUUUUGAAGUGAUAUUAGAAGAAGAAGAAGAAGAAGUCAUCACUAUGUUUCAUUCAGACAUGUUCAUGAAAUUAGGUAGCAGCUAGGGGUUUUUUUUCUGAAACAUCAACAGACUCCAAAGUAGUAUUUCAUGUAAGAAAAUAAUUUAUGUUGGCUAAAAAUAAAAGGAUUCCUUUCUUGUGCGCCAAGAAAUAAAGGCUUGUUUGAUUA